CUUAUCCUUAAAAUCAUCAAUUCUCAAACAAUACCUUAACACCAUGAAAAAAACACCACUUCCUUCAAAUUUCCCACUUUCCGGAAAACCCAAAGUUUCAAUCUUUUCUUCUCUCAUUUCUGAUUAACUUCCCAAAAUCACUUUUUUAAGCCAUGGCUGCAAAGAAAGCCAUUGAAACAUUCUCAAAAAGCUUGGUGGAAGAUGUGCACAAAUGGGGUUGUUUCAAACAGACAGGUGUGAGUUUAAGGUACAUGAUGGAGUUUGGCUCAAAUCCCAGUGACAAGAAUUUGCUGAUUUCUGCACAGUUUCUUCAUAAGGAACUUGCUAUCAGGAUUGCUAGAAGAGCUAUUGAGCUUGAGAAUCUUCCUUGUGGUUUGUCUCACAAACCUGCUAUCUUGAAGGUUAGGGAUUGGUAUUGGGAUUCCUUUCGCGAUAUUCGAUCGUUCUCCGAGAUCAAGAAUAUGAAUGAUGAAAAAGAGUUCACUGAAGUGAUAAAGGCCAUAAAAGUGAGACACAACAAUGUGGUGCCUACAAUGGCCUUGGGAGUUCAGCAAUUGAAGAAAGAUUUAAAUCCAAAGAUUUAUAACGAUGAUAUCGUCGAGAUUCAUAAGUUCCUUGAUCGUUUUUACAUGUCGCGAAUUGGAAUCCGAAUGCUCAUAGGGCAGCACGUUGAAUUGCACAAUCCGAAUCCGAAUCCGAAUGUCGUAGGUUAUAUCGACACGAGAAUGUCUCCGGUGGAGGUAGCGAGAAAUGCUAGUGACGAUGCACGCGCUAUAUGCUGUCGUGAAUAUGGAAGUGCCCCCGAUGUUCAUAUUUACGGCGAUCCUGAUUUUACUUUUCCGUAUGUUCCGGCUCACUUGCAUCUUAUGGUGUUCGAGUUGGUUAAGAACUCGCUGCGUGCUGUCGAAGAGCGUUACAUGAAUUCCGACAAAGUUUCACCUCCGAUAAGAAUAAUAGUUGCUGAUGGAUUGGAGGAUGUUACCAUAAAGAUCUCAGACGAGGGAGGCGGAAUACCGAGAAGCGGUCUGCGGAAGAUUUUUACGUAUCUGUAUAGUACUGCUAGAAAUCCAUUGGAUGAGCAUACUGAUCUUGGAGUAGGUGAUAAUGUGACAAUGGCUGGAUACGGAUUCGGUCUUCCUAUUAGUCGUUUGUAUGCUCGGUAUUUCGGCGGCGAUCUUCAAAUAAUCUCUAUGGAAGGAUAUGGGACUGAUGCAUAUCUGCAUCUAUCUCGUUUGGGAGAUUCACAAGAACCUUUGCCAUGAAAUUAAGUCAUUAGUUUUCUGUGACUUACAAGAAUCAUGGUAUGCAACAUUAAAGAAACAUUGUUGAAACACAUAAAAAAAGAAGUAAAUGUGCUGUCAUUUUUUCUAUAUUAUAUAAUUACUUGAGAAAUCUGUUGUAAAUAUUUCAUACAUAAGGUUGUUUAUUAUGGUAAUGGUCCUUUCUUGGCCUUUCAGUGAAAGGUUUGUGAAUUUGUCCCUUUGUGAUUGUUUUGAAUGAAUAAGGAAAUUGAUUUGUUUGGAAGGCCAUUUUUGUGUGGUCCUUGGAAAAUUCUAAUCCAAACCAAUGGGCACUAUUGAAGUGAGAUUAUGAAAGGAUUUAAAUUUCAUACUC
Messenger RNA from Vicia villosa (hairy vetch), 1614 nucleotides. Its product is annotated as pyruvate dehydrogenase (acetyl-transferring) kinase, mitochondrial-like. The transcript has 6 exons. The record is from RefSeq and is a predicted model, not a curated record. Lineage: Eukaryota; Viridiplantae; Streptophyta; Magnoliopsida; Fabales; Fabaceae. Gene Ontology annotation, molecular function: pyruvate dehydrogenase (acetyl-transferring) kinase activity. The coding region runs from base 153 to 1262 and encodes 369 amino acids. Gene Ontology annotation, cellular component: mitochondrion. Gene Ontology annotation, biological process: protein phosphorylation; regulation of glucose metabolic process.